AUGGCAAUCACAGCCCAUGAAAGCACUGUCUCGGAAGACGCGUCAGUCGAUGGGUCUAUGCCAAUGCCACACGACAUGAGCUCUCAGGCGAUCAAUCAGUUGCACCAAGAGAUCAUCUCCCUUCAGGCACAAAAAGGGGAUUCAAUACGACUUCUCGACAAAGCACAGGUCUCUGCAAUACCUGACAAUGGACUUCAUCACAUCAAUUCGAUCGUUUGGGAACUUGAAAGGCCAACUGAAGACGGAUCCUUUUCGUCAUCAGAUCGACCUUUUGUUUUGACGAUCCUUUCUCAGAAUGAUCGGGUAGAUCGUGCCAAACUCCAAGAGGUAUUCGACCAAGCUUCUAAUGGUGAUAGUAAUCGCUUUUUCCCAGCCAAUACAAGGCUCAAGCUAGCCCCGUCUGAUGAACUGCCUUCAAUAUGUGGAUUCCCUUCCGGAAGUGUACCUCCUUUGGGGUUGACGCCAUCGCCACAGUUGGUUCUUGUCGAAGAGGCCUUGGUUAAAUACAUAUCCUCCAUGUCGAACAGAAAUAUGAUGCUCAUUGGUGGGGGGGGAACACCUAAUCAAUCAACAGUUCUACCGCUUCAAACUCUGUUGGCCGGGAUGGUGUCCAACGUGCGAACGGGAUCCUUUCGACGGACAAGUGACGUUUCAACCAUCACCGAUUCGGCAUCACACUUGAAUGGAUCUUCACCUGCGCCUCAAAGCUCAAUAUCCAGUCGAAAAUGGAAGCCAUUUUUUUGCGUCGAGCCUCCUGAUACAGAGGAAGCAAUGGCAAUAUUACAAGGGAAAGACUCGCGAAAGGCAAAUCACUCGGAGUACUACACUGGCAACGCCAACGAUAGCAGCAACUCGGACGAAACAUCAAAUUUGUCUCCGCAAGCCUUUACUGCUAUUGGGAUGAUAUCCGGUGUUCGACGAAUUGCUCGACAAUUGGUCUUUGCCGACUUUUCGCCUCCGCCACAAUAUCAUACCAAACAUGAUGAUGAGUUUCACGACCAGAACGAGGAAGAUGAUCGUCCAUGGCGGAAUCCAAGAACCAAGGAAGAUAUGGCGGUGCAAUUGGUGCUGGGGAAGACCAUCAUGAACAACCUUGGCGAGGAGGACGGCGAAGUGGCACUUCGGAUGUUGAAGAAAAACCAACUGAUUCUGGUUCAUGGACUAACCAAUGUAGACAACCUCAACAGUUUGCUCAAUUGGACCAGCAAAAUGAGUCUCGAUGUGCGUGUGACCGACUAUCAAGUUCUACAACCGGCUCAGGAUGAAGUCGCACCAAAAAAGAGUGACGUUGGAUUUCAGUGGGAACAAGGUUGGACUGGCAACAAACGAAUACCAAAACGGAGCAAGUAUGUUGCUGCAAAAGAGAAAGUAGCUGAGCCCUCUGAUCCAAACAUGGAAUUGCUUCAGUUGAAAGAUCUCUACGAUGAGAACGAGAAGCCCGUUGUCAUUGCUGAUUCAACAGCCUCUGUUGAAGGUAUGCAUCGAGAUAUUUCAAAGUGGCUUGAAGACAAUCCAGAACUCAAUGGUUUUGUUGGAAUCGACUGCGAGUGGAAACCAACAUUCCUUGCAGCUCAGGGUGAGCCACAGCCCGUUCUGUUGAUGCAAGUUUGCGUUCACCCAAUUCGAAAGAUCUAUCUUCUGGAUCUGCAAACGCUGCUUCGGCCAUUUAUGUCAAAGGGAUCACCAAAGACUGAUUUCGAAGACGCUGUUUCCGGGGUGCUCGAGACUCUAUUCCAGGAGAAACGGCUCAUCAAGACUGGGUUCAAGGUAUUAAACGACUUUCGACGUCUUUCAGCAAGCUAUCCUCACAUGACCGAAUUUCACGAGAUCCAUUCCGUAGUUGAGUUGAGUAGAACUGCCAUGAGAGUACUGCAGUUGACAAAACGAGCAAACAUUGCAGCCAAAUCUACAUCAUCGUUGGCAAAAAUGUCAGAAUUCUUCCUCAAGAAAAGCUUGGACAAAACAGAGCAGACAUCGGAUUGGUCAUCCCGCCCAAUGACGCUUUCACAAAUUGAGUAUGCCGCCCUAGACGCGAUUAUCACACCAUAUCUAUUGGAGCAUUUGCUAUCAUUGGUCGAGGGAACGAUAGACCAAUUUCCAACAUUGGGCCGAUGGGAAAACGACACCGCUUUUGCUGACGCGAUCAAAUCUUGGAAAAUGAUUGUUCUAAACCACAGUGACGAUUCCGUGGCGAUAAGGCGUCUAAACGCGCAACGAACGGUGGGCUCGUCGUUUGUUCUAGCACAAUCGUGGACGACCGGGGAUGAGCCACCAAAAGAACCAAAUGCCCCUGACGAUGAUAAAGCACCAUUUGUUGAUGUCCAUGGAAUGACCCGGAUACCAUCGCCAACUGUGUCAAUACCCCAUGAUUUCUUAGAGCGUGUGAUGGCGAGAUUGAUUGGCGAACGAGUGUCAAAGUCAAAAGAUGGGUGCCUUUCAGAGCUGCUUGCCAACCAAGCGAUACUGGACCUUCCCAAUCAUCGUCUUGAUUUCCCGCAGCGUGCUGGAUAUGUUGAAUUUGCAAAUGCUGUAGCACUCUUUGUGACAAUGCCAUUUCGACCCGGGCAACUUCGCAAGUAUCCAAACGAUUGGAUAUAUGAUGGGACUGCGUUGAGCUGGUUCAUUCAUGAUGAUGAAUGGAAGAAUGGAAGCAGCCGACUUGCGACAAAGAUGCUUGGCACGAACGACCAAACUGAGGCGUCCAUCAUUUUGUUUGUAAGACGAGGAAAGGAACCCUUUGUUUGUUGUGGGCGUUGUUCUGCUGAGUUUCGAGCGAACGAAGACGUCAGAUUUGGAAAUGUUCUAAAGGUGACCCUGCACCUCAAGGAACACGACAAGCUUCUGUCGUCUGGUGACUUUCAAAACCUGCAAUACAUGUGA
Cylindrotheca closterium is the source of this 2880-nucleotide messenger RNA. The record is from the annotation of a GenBank genome assembly. NCBI's taxonomy places the organism in Eukaryota, Bacillariophyta, Bacillariophyceae, Bacillariales, Bacillariaceae.